AUGGCACAACUAUACGUUUACUUUUGUCUUCUCUCUGGUGAGUUUUUAUUAUUAUUAUUGUUAUUAUUAUUAUUAUUAUUAUUAUUAUUAUUAUUAUUAUUUGUUGCUGCUGCUCAUGACGCCUAUAUACAAAUGUAGCAGUUGUUGAAUAAGUACUUUUGUUAUUUUCACUGUGUUCAAGUUAUUAGUUUACCUCUUUUUAAGAAAAUAGAAGCCUUACUAUUUCAGCCAAUGAGUUUUGACAUAAAGUUUAAUUAACACUGUGACAUGGACCAACUAUUUCCUUUAUUUUUUCUUACAGCUCUGAGAACGGUGAUGACUUUGACCGUUAAUGGUCGAGUUGGAGGACAUUUAACCUUCAAAUGCUCAAAUUGGAAUGUUUCGAGUAAUGUAAAACACAAUGUCAAGUACUUCUGUAGCAACCCUUGCAAAAAUGACAAACAAAUCAUUGUCAAAGCAGAAUCUGAAAAGUCAAAACUUAAGGAUAGAAUUGAAAUAGUUAACUCUGGAGAGAUUUUAUAUGUGACCUUCUUUAAUCUCCAAAAAUCAGACUCUGGGAAGUAUUAUUGUGGAGUGGAGAGAGGUGGCUGGGAUUCAUACAUAGAAGUGGAUCUAACAGUCAAGGAUGGUAAGUUUAUCUUUUUUUUUUUUAAUUCAAAACAUUUCCAUGUCAGAAAAUGUAUACCUAUACAAACAGCUCAUAGAUUGAUUCAAACUUCAUAAUGUUAUUUUCAGCUAAGCCUUCCAGACCUAAGAAAACUCCAGAAACAGUCAGUGAUAUGGAAACAACAAGUCCAUCUGCUUCUACAAAUGGCUCCACUGUCUUUACUGACAUGCCAACUACAAAUGAAACCCUAAAUAUGACUACAUCUAUUGCAUCAGCAUCACAUGGAGCUGGUAUGAAGUGCAUGCCCCUAAUUUACUGCAUAUGUGUUACAUUUUUUUGUAACUGACUCUAAGUUUAAAAAACCUGUGAGCUGUAUAGAGGGGUAUAAGUCCUGAUAAAACAUAGCCUCUGAUACACACUCCUAUAAACAAAGGGAUUUUUAAACCCAUCUGUGACUGUGUAAACAUUUGUGAGGUCCAAAAAAGAAAGUUCACAGAAGGAGAAAGAUUUUGAGUCUCUUUUAUAGACUUGAAAUAAUAAAGAAAAUCAUUUAAAUUGGUUGUAAAUUAUUCAAUCCAUUUGUACAUUGGGGGUUCAGCUUUUACCUACGACAAGAGUACAGGGGGCUGCAGAAAAAGUCCCCUUUUUAAUUCUAUAUUUUUCUCUUUGUUCUUCCAGGGUACGCUCUAUAUUUGAUUGUAGGAUUGAUUGGUUUGAUAACUCUGCUGAUGGCUGGACUGAUCCUUACCAUUAGGAUAAUAAAGAAACGAAUGGGUAAGGCAGCUGUGCUGUUGUUGUCAGUUUUAUCUUUGUCCCUGGACUUACUCAGUAUAUGACUUUAUCCCUGUGUGUGCAUGCAUGUGUGUGUGUGUGUGUGUGUGUGUGUGUGUGUGUGUGUGUGUGUGUGUGUGUGUGUGUGUGUGUGUGUGUGUGUGUGUUUAGUGGAUAUUGCCAUGCCACAACAACAGCCACCAAGAAUGGUGAGUUUUGUUCUUCUGAAUUGUAAAUCCUGUUUAAAGUUUCUUCUGUUGGAUCUGUCGGCUACAUACUGCUGCCUUUUUUUUCAGCCCUUACACAGCUUAGGAUUUUUAAGUGGAUAAAUGUGAACAUGAAAUAAAAAUGUCCUAUGGCAAUAUCAAUGUGACGAUGUAACAAGGUUUAACACUGCAUAUGUUGUCUUCUGAAACUGUGUUUGUCUCACUGUGUAUUAAAAAAUCUUUCUAUCUUUCUAUGUCCUAAACAGACUUGUACUUAUUGUCAAAUUUGUCUUUUAGUCACUGAAGUAUGAGCGCUUUCUGUCCCUUUCAAACUGUCUCCUUUGAAAACAAAAGCACUUUUUCUCCCCCUAUAGAAUUUUAAUAAAGUAUAUAUAUAUAUAUAUAUAUAUAUAUAUAUAUAUAUGUAUAGUAUUUUAACAUGUCAUUUGGUGAAAAAGUGUAAUAACACAGACUACCACACGUUUCUACAGGAUGGAGACCCUGAUCAAGUCUAUCAAUCCCUCAAUCCUGUUGCAAUAGAUCAAGACCAAGUCUACUGCACCAUCCCACCAAAGCAAACGGUAAAGUUUCACACGCUACACUUUAGCUCUAAUCAAUCACUUCAUAGUUGGUUGGUUGGUUGGUUGGUAGAUAGAAGGACUGCUCAAGAAAGUAAGGAAAAACAUGAUAAUAGCAGUUAAUCUCUAAGUCAAUCACACUUUUGGGACAUUGACUGUUGGGAAAAAGAGGCAAACUGCUAGACAGCCCCUGUUAAAGGUGUUUUACAUGUGGUGGCCACAGUCCAUGCAUAUCAAACAAAAUUUCAAUAACUUUCAAUAAAUGUUUGGUCUUUUUUUUGUUAAGAUCACAGUGGUGUGUAUGCUGAUAAAGCCACAGAUACUUUACCAGCAUAGUUGCCAAGUUUGCUUACUAUAAGCCACUUUGGACUCGUUUUUCUCAGAAGUCGCUUGUAAAUCUCAUGAGUUGCGUUUUUUUGGGCUUGUUUUUCACUAGUAGUUGCUCAUUUGGCCUUUUUUUCUGUCUGUGUAAAUCCCCCCUGAUUAUCUCACAGCUCCCCACAAAAGCAAAGCAAAAUGGGAGUGCAGUAGGUAGUUUGUCCUUUCCAGACCACUAUUUCCUAAAUCGCGCCCGCUCGAGUACUCAGCACCAUGGAUGUAUCAUUAUGAUACGAUAUCUUUGCUCGGCACACCCCAAAAACACACUCACACCUGGCGCAUCAUGCUUGUUGCUGCCCAAUUUGUACCCGGAGUACAACAACAACGCAUGCACUGAUAUUUACAACAGCCAUAUGUAAUAGCCUACAAGACUUUGCGGCAUUAAGUGGAAAAGAGAGAUGUCCGAUAACGAAUGUAACACUCCCCUCCCACAAUACAAAGAAUCACGUUUUAUAUCUACGCCAGUAAGCAGGUUGGAGCACAAGUAGAUAACCAGGAUGGAGAAGAAUUUCAUAAUAAAAAAAGUAGCAUCUCAUAAAUUUAGACUAUUCAGUUAUUUUGUACUAUAUUUGUCAAAGAACAGGUUGAGCGUGCAAAAGGAAUAUGUAGGUGGUAAAUUUUUUUCCCCUUCAGUCAUUGUAUAUUGUUUACUGCGCAGAUCGUGUUCUGGGUACUGAUCGGGCACUGACGAUGCUCAUCAAUGCCAGAGUCCAGAGUGACAGAGACAUGAGUAAGGAGAGAGAGAGUGAGAAUGAGUAAAAGGAAGUGGGGAAAUAUGAUUAAAAAUUAAAUUUUUAACCCUAACCCCUUUCUUUUAAUCAGAGUUUAAAAUUUUUAGUUAUUCAAAGAAUUUAAGUUAUCAUUAUAGUAUUCAAAGUUUUUAUGUUAACUGUGUUUAUUAUAAUUUUGCUGUUGCUUAUGCAUAAUGAAAUAAUAAAUGUAUAUAUCUUUACUGUUAACCAGCAGCCUCUGUUUCAAACAAUGUGGCGCGUUGACUGUUGGGCUUUUUUUGGGCUUGUUUUCAUCGAGCUGGUUUCUUGUUUCUCUCAGGAGAUCAACAUUGUUUAUCAGAUGUAGGUUGGUAUAUCUGAUUAACUUUUGGUGCACGACAUCUCCAAUAUUAGCUAAAAAAUAUGAAAUCAGUUAAGUCAAUUAGUAGUCUUAUUUUUAAACUUCAUGCAGCUGGGCUUAGCUUAAGGAUUGUCAACAUAUUUAGUCACUCAUCAUGGUGACAACGAAAUAUGUUUGUAAAUCAAUAAAGAAAUAUUGAGAAACAUGUCUUCACUUUUUGCAGAAAAGCUUUUCCCAUUCAUUUCAUUUUUGCCCAAAGUUUCAAAGCUGAGGACUUCAUCAGAGAGCUAUGUCUCUCUUGAAUCUCUAUUCACUGAUUUUUCCUCAGUUCAAAACUAUGAUUUUGGUUUCUUACCCUGCUGAUGUAUGGAUAUUGUGUUCCCACAGGUGCAAGACACUGAUCAAGUCUAUCAAUCCCUCAAUCCAGUUACAGUAGAUCAAGACCAAGUCUACUGCACCAUCCCACCAAAGCAAAGGGUAAAGCUCCGCACACUUAGCAUUGGCUGAAAACUUUAGCUCUAAUACAUAAAUACAUGGAUCAACACCAAGCUCCCUGACUCACACUCUCACAUGCCAAGUGAAAAAUUCAAUCGGUAAAACAGAUAUUCCUAUAAUUUCCACUUUUCUUAAUGCAAAACUCAUUUAUCAACCAAAUUGUUGUUAAGUAUGUGCAUGCACAACUGCAUUUUCUUUUAUUUACUUUUGUCCCAUUUGCCCCAUAUUAAAUUGGUCAUCAUAAGUUUCACUCCUGAACCAAUGAACUGUAAAGGGGUAUAUUUUUUUUUUCAGUUUAUGCACCAUUUUCUUGACUAUUUAACUUAAAUGUUUAACUUUUCUUUCUGUUCCCAGAAAGCUGCUCUGGAGUCAAUGCCAAUCAGCACCAGCUGUGGUUCAUAG
Xyrichtys novacula (pearly razorfish) is the source of this 4508-nucleotide messenger RNA. The record is from the annotation of a GenBank genome assembly. NCBI's taxonomy places the organism in Eukaryota, Metazoa, Chordata, Actinopteri, Labriformes, Labridae.